GGGAGCAAAAACAAAAGUGUUGCGUUUAUAUUUUUGUUGUGUAUAAAGGUUGCGUACACACAAAACAGGGCCUGACAUCACUUUUUACGUCGAUGUUUUGAUUUAGUCAAGAAUAGGGCUCUCAAAGUUAACGUGUUAACAGAAAUUUUCUUUAGCGGCACUAUUUCUUUUGACGCGCGAUUAACAAGCACACUGGUUGACCCCUCGGCCCACACCAUAGUUUGAGGAAAUGCAGCAGGGCACGUGGAGCCACGAGCGGGAACAGAUAUUGAGCAGAAUGAAUAAAGUAUCAAUUGCAUCUACCUAUCUCUAUGUACAUAUUUUCUUACUGCUACCAUUUAUGUAUUAUUAUCAUAUGCCACUGAAAUGAUGACUAUUUCUUGCGCACCUGAGCAUUGCAGCGUUCUGCUUCGGAAGCGUCCUCCUUCGCUUCUCUGCAGCAGAGGAGCAUUUCGAUGGAAGAGGAGAAGACGACCGUUGAGAAGAGCGGCGACGCACGCCUCGUCGUCCUGCUUCAGUCUGUUCAUGUACCUGACAAGGACAAUCAAUCAGUCCAGUGGUAAAUCAGUUAUUGUGGAGAAUGAGAAUGAAGGAACCUGAUUUUGGAGACGAACGCUGAAUGGCGGGAGAACAUCAGACAUGAUGAAGCGGCCAGGAACUUGUUCGGAAGUUUCAGCAUGGUUGAAGAGUGCAGCUCCUAGUCAACAAGUUUCCCAUGACAAAAUGAAAACGUUAAGAAAAAAACCCGAAUUGGACACAUGAACUAAUGUGUAAGCAGAGUGGGCCAAUGUAAUUUUUCCCUUAGAAUUCCUGCGUGUGAGCGUCUCAGUUUGAUGGCUAAGCUAACAACAAUGUUAGCGUAAGUUACUGCACCCAGUAGUGUUUUGUUGACAUCAUCCGUCUGUGGUAUCUACUGACACCAAGACGUUAUCCAAACUGUCAGAAUGUGAAUGAAAUGUGGUUUUAACGGGUUUAGUGACACGUUAAUAUCAUGCGGUGCGGUUUUUUGACGAUAAAAAAGCUCACAAUCCCACAGCUGCACCACGACGGGUUCGUCGCCGCCUCCAAUACUUCGCCUUCUUCUGCUCCAUACCCUUCUUCUUCUUCGCUUUCGUCCAUUCAGUCCACCUCGUGUUGGCCUGCCCCCUCGCGGAUAUUGUUGUAAGCGGCUGGCCAAUGUCGCUUUUCAAGGACUUCACCUCCCACAAUGCCUUUCGCUGUUGCAAUCCGCGUGUCGGCGUCUGCUCGCUCACAUUGCUACAUCAUGUCUGUCUUCAUGGAUUUAAACUUGACUUUCUCGGGCGAUAAAAGCAACAUGCAGCGAAUGAUUGAGACUGCAGCUCAUCUUGGUUUUUCCACAGUAGCCGUCAACUACACUUUUGAACCCACAGCCAAAAAGAAACAGGAGAUUCCCUCCCCCAAGCCGAUCAAUGAGCUCAUGGAUCAGCUACCCAUUGUCCAGGGUCGCUCUCGGCCAAUCAGAGUGCUCAACAGACUGACGCUGGUCAUGUCAGACAUGUGUUACUUUAGGCCGAAUGCGGCAGAGUACCGAAGUUUUGAUUUGAUAGCGGUGCACCCAACGACAGAAAAAGUUUUUCAUGCGGCGUGCAUGCAGUUAGACGUGGACAUCAUCAGUAUUUCCGUGAUGGAGAAACUUCCAUUCUUCUUUAAGAGAGCUCCAGUCAGCGGGGCUGUGGAGAGAGGUGUGGUGUUUGAAGUUUCGUACGCCGCAGCCAUCAGAGAUGCCACCAUGAGACGCUACACCAUUGCUAACGCUGUUAGCCUGACAGAGACGUGCAAAGGGAAGAACGUGAUUGUGUCGAGUGCGGCUGAGAAGCCUCUGGAGCUGAGAGGACCCUAUGACAUCAUCAACUUAAGUAUGCUGUUUGGUCUGUCAGACGGUGACGCUGGAAAGGCCGUUUCCUCCACAUGUCGAUCGGUCUUAUUUCACGCAGAAACCAGGAAGACUGCGAGUGGUGUCAUUUCCACCAAAAAGGUCUGCAGCGGAACCACCUGCCAGCAGGAGGCUCCACCCUCGUCCUCUUGCGACGUGCCUGCAGCCAAACGAGUCAAAACUCAGCAGAUGGACUGAUGCAGCCAUGUUGGAUAAGCUCCGCCCACUUCAGUGCUUGAAGCUAGCUAGCAACAGUUAAACAUCAACCCAUUAUUGGGAGACAAAGGCGGGAUGUUCUCAGUUCCUUCAAAAUAAUAGCGUUGUAGUUACCUGCAGCAUGCUAGUUUUUUUUUUCUUUUGUUUUUUUUUACUUCGAGGCGCUUACUCGCUGAAGUUGUUUAAGUAUAAAAUGUGACAUUCCUUCACUGGGAUGCAACAAAAAUGAAAAGAAAUGAGUGCCUUUUUUUUUGCCAAUUUUUUAAUUUUCACAUGAAGAAAAAGUGAUGUCCACAAACUGGCUUUCACUUGAAAAAUUGCAAAAAUAAAACUGUAUGACAUCAAAACGUU
Molecule: messenger RNA, 2461 nt
Organism: Dunckerocampus dactyliophorus (ringed pipefish)
Lineage: Eukaryota; Metazoa; Chordata; Actinopteri; Syngnathiformes; Syngnathidae
Gene: rpp30
Product: ribonuclease P/MRP 30 subunit
Exons: 12
Coding region: 1208-2092 (294 amino acids)
Biological process (GO): tRNA processing
Cellular component (GO): nucleolar ribonuclease P complex
Molecular function (GO): RNA binding
Source: RefSeq, a predicted model, not a curated record